AUGAGAUUUCAAAAAGGCUGUUGUUUUGAAUGUGGUCAGACUGGCCACAGAGCUCGGGAUUGUCCUGAGAAGGCCGAAAAUGCCAAUACAUCCUCUUCAAGAAGACGUAGAUCUCGUUCCCCUCGCUCUCGCUCUCGCUCUCCUAGACGCUCUCGUAGUCCUCCCCGACGUGGUCGCAGCGAUAGACGCUCUCGUAGUCCCAGAAGAUCCCCUAGCCCUCGUCGUCGCUCUCCCAGCCCUCGCCGUCGCUCGCCUAGCCGCUCUCGUUCUGCCAGCCGUCAUCGUCGUCGAUCAGACAGCCGUGAUAGAUCCGCCAGCCCCACACAGCAUCGCCGCUCUGUCAGUCCUGCUGAUAGACGUCGUUCAAGAAGCCAAGAUUCUGCAGGAGAUGUUAAAAUGGAUUCUGUAUAA
Messenger RNA from Mucor velutinosus, 411 nucleotides. Its product is annotated as Chromatin structure remodeling complex protein sfh1. The transcript has 3 exons. The coding region runs from base 1 to 411 and encodes 136 amino acids. Gene Ontology annotation, molecular function: zinc ion binding; nucleic acid binding. The record is from RefSeq and is a predicted model, not a curated record. Lineage: Eukaryota; Fungi; Mucoromycota; Mucoromycetes; Mucorales; Mucoraceae.